CGAAGCUACCUGGCUGUAAUUCAAAGACUACAAAUUUGAGGGAUGAAAAUUGAAGACCACCAAAAUAUGGCCAUUUGUGAGAGGGCAUGCUAUUUUCCCCAAAAGUGAACAGUUCAUUCUUCUUCCAUAUAUAACACUCUAAAAGGUUGGAUUAUCGUAUCAAAUUCUUGAAAAGGGUUUAAGCUCUGCCACCCUAAUGGAAAUUGCUAGCUAUGAAUCACUGCCAGUUCUUCCACCUGAGUUAAUAUCUGAAAUACUCCUAAGGCUAUCUGUGAAAACAUUGUUGAAAAUGAGGUGUGUUUCUAAAUCUAUGCUUUCUCUAAUCUCUAGUCACCAAUUCAUCAGAAACCAUCUAAAACUUUCAGCCAAUAAUCAAGAAUUUACUCACCAUAGGCUUCUUUUUAGAAACUUUGAGUAUGAUAAUAAUAGCUUGACUUUUUACACUUACCCUUUGUACCCAACUAUGUAUGAAGUACCUCAACAUAUACCUACUGAGCUUGAUUUUUCUUGUGAAGAUACAUUUGGUGAUAGAUAUCGAAUCUUGGGUUCGUGUGAUGGGUUGUUUUGUAUUUCUCGUGAUUUUGAGGAUUUGUUUAUAUGGAAUCCAUCUACAAGAAAGUUGAAAGAAUUGGCCCCUUCAGGAAUUAAUGUGCCCCGUACGGAUAGUUUUGAUGAUAUUUCGUAUAGAUUUGGUUAUACUGAACUUCAAAGUGAUUACAAAGUUGUAGAAACUGUGGGAAGUCAACACAAUAAUAGUUAUGAUGUUAGUGUUUAUAGUUUAAGAAGUAAUUCUUGGAAAAGAAUUCAAGAGUACCCAAAUAUUAUCUUAUGGGAUCAUUCUGGUAAAUUUUUAAAUGGAAAAAUUCACUGGAUCGCCGGAGAUCGUGUUGGUGGUGUUAGAUUUAUUUCUUCAUUCAACCUUGCAGAUGAGACAUUUGGAAAUGUAGCGUUGCCCGACCUGAAUGAGUAUGAAUUUGACUGGGAAAUAGGUUCUUCUGGAGGUAAUAUAUGUUUAUUUUGUUGCGAGGAAAACAAGACAGAUGUGUGGGUAAUGAAAGAGUAUGAGGUUGUUGAGUCAUGGACCAAGGUGUUUUCGAUCCCCUCACAAGACUAUGAAGCUUGCCCAAUUUUCAUCUCUCAGAAUAAUGAAAUUUUGGUGCACCAAUCUAGAAGUUUAGUGUGGUAUAAUUCACAACAUAGCACUUUCAUGCAUCCUGAGUUUUGGAUACGUUGUGAUGCUGCAAACAAUCUUGGUCUAUACAAUGAAAGUCUUGUUUCUCCAAAUUUUCUGGAGGAACCUACGGAUCAAUGAGUGAAACGGUGGAAAUUCGCGCUAUGGUCUUUGAGGUCUUGUGCAUGAUGAAGAACUAACCAUAUUUUCUCUGUAAAUGAUUCUGGAGUUUUAGCAAAUAGUUGAACAAACUUGUAGCAUGACGUAAUCAACGUCAAAUUUUGGUUGGAGGCAGACAACUAGACCUUACUUCAUGUACUGGAAGUAUAAUAUCUUCUUUUUUCUAAAUAUUUCAAUCUCAGCCGUGUCAAUGGUACUUACUUUUGUCGAAGAUCCUUUAAAGGUAGCUUCUUUUUAUUUAUUUUCUAUUUUUUGUGGCGUCUGCAUCGCAAAACUCUCAACUGUACUUAUUUUAUAUUGUUGUGGUAGGAAAAAACGAAGGUCUUGAUCAGGUUAAGAAUU
Molecule: messenger RNA, 1693 nt
Organism: Lycium barbarum (goji berry)
Lineage: Eukaryota; Viridiplantae; Streptophyta; Magnoliopsida; Solanales; Solanaceae
Product: F-box/kelch-repeat protein At3g23880-like
Exons: 1
Coding region: 197-1312 (371 amino acids)
Molecular function (GO): protein binding
Source: RefSeq, a predicted model, not a curated record